CCCGUAUCCCUUCGGCCUUCAGACCCCUACCAGGCCCCUCGGAACAUACCCUUGUGCCCGAGCAGCCAACCGCCCGCGCGCGUGCGUGCUCUCCCGCACGCUCGCCACGUCUGAACGUCUUGGAGGAAGGAAGGGCAGGCGGGCGAGGAGAGGAACUCGCAGCAGUGAUUGCCCGGACGCAGCGCGGGCGUGAGUCUCCAGAGGAACCUCACAAUGACGGGCGCCAUGUGGAGGUCCUCCUUUGCUGUGCUCGUCCUGGGCGCUGCUGCAGUCAGCGCUGCCGUGCACUCGCGCCCCUGGUACAAAAAGGUAACAGACUGCACCGUCUACACCCACCACCUGGACCGGCCCCUGAGGGCUGUCACCAGCGCCACCUUCUACGUCAGGCACGAGGGAAGCCUCAGAAGAAUAGCCAUGAGACUCUACGGCUUCUCGGACAGCUGGGACGUGAGUGUCUGGCCUCCGAAGGGCAGCAAGGACCCCCACGCUUGGCACAACGUCACGGUCACCAAGAUCGGGUAUAACUUGACGGUCUACGUGGACGGCUCCCUGGCCCUGAGGGAAUACGUGUCAUCGAGUUCGAAACUGACCCACUUGACGGUGACCUUGAAGGGAGAGGGAGAGGUGACCCUGUGUGACUUCCGGGGCGGUAAGGGAGUAGCCGCUAUCAAGUUUAUUAACUAACUGAUUGACUGAAAAAGAGAAAGAAAGAGAGAAAAAAAAGACUAUAUAUUUAAGUGAAUGUGAAAACAAACUCUUAUAGUGCAGCUAUGAUAACACACUAACACGUAAUGGUAGUUAUAGAAAGAUUUGGUUGCAGUGUUUUUUUCGUAUUUUUUCGUUUUUUUUUGUGAUGGUGAGGUUGACGAGGGUGAGGCUGAGGGUGAAUUAUGUAAAGGAUGAGAUAAAAGUACAAUAAAUCUUUAUUAAGUUGAAAUGUUAUCUUGU
Molecule: messenger RNA, 948 nt
Organism: Penaeus monodon (black tiger shrimp)
Lineage: Eukaryota; Metazoa; Arthropoda; Malacostraca; Decapoda; Penaeidae
Exons: 3
Coding region: 214-684 (156 amino acids)
Source: RefSeq, a predicted model, not a curated record